Naumovozyma dairenensis CBS 421 is the source of this 1056-nucleotide messenger RNA. RefSeq names its product Aim45p (gene AIM45). NCBI's taxonomy places the organism in Eukaryota, Fungi, Ascomycota, Saccharomycetes, Saccharomycetales, Saccharomycetaceae. The coding region runs from base 1 to 1056 and encodes 351 amino acids. Gene Ontology annotation, molecular function: flavin adenine dinucleotide binding; electron transfer activity. The transcript has a single exon. Gene Ontology annotation, cellular component: mitochondrion. The record is from RefSeq and is a predicted model, not a curated record.
AUGAUGCUAUUCCUAAGGACCCUUCCCGGUAUCCGAGGUCACACAAUAACUUUGGGGAAAAUAAGAUUCUCUUCAACUUUGGCUUUUAUUGAGGCCACAAGGGAUGGUAAAGUAUCUAUACCUUCUAUGAGCGCUAUACAUGCCGCUCAAAAAUUAAAGAACCCAAUCACUGCUAUAAUCAUUGGAUCUCAUGCACCUGGAAUUGCGAAACAAUUGCAGUCGUCUUCAACAGAUCUAGGUCUUCAAGAAAUCCUUGUUGCUGAAGAUGCAACGUUGAAUACUUAUCUUCCAGAAGUUGUAACUCCUCUCCUACAGAAUGUGUUAGGCACUGUUGAUAAAUACACCCAUUUUGUUAUGGCAAAUUCAUCGAUCGGGAAAAACAUUAUUCCUCGUCUCGCCGCCGUCUUGAAUUAUCAAGCAAUUUGUGACGUUACUGAAAUUUUAGAUGCUACUACAUUUAAGAGGCCCAUAUAUGCCGGGAAUGCCAUUGCCACCAUUGGCAGUCAACAAAAACUGAACAUGAUUACUGUUAGGCCAUCUUCCUUUUCCAUAACAAAACAGGUACAAAAAAAUAUGAUAUCUCCCAACAUCCCAAUUAAACAAGUUCAGACUUCCGAAGUUAAUGAUGAUAUUAAAUGGGAAUCUGAUGCUUUAUUGGACAAUGACAAAAGACCCGAUUUAACUUCCGCGAAAACUGUUAUAACUGGUGGAGUUUCUUUGAAAGAUAAAGAGCAUUUUGAAAGUUUAUUAGAUCCGUUAGCAAAUACCUUAAACGCAGCAGUUGGUGCAACGAGAGCUGCAGUUGAUGGCGGAUUUUGUGACAAUUCUUUACAAAUUGGCCAAACAGGGAAAAUUGUAGCGCCAGAUUUGUACGUUGCCAUAGGUGUAUCAGGAGCAAUUCAACAUUUAGCAGGAAUGAAAGGUUCCAAAGUCGUCGUCGCCAUCAACAAAGAUGCUGAUGCUCCCAUAUUUAAGGUCGCGGACUACGGUUUGCAAGGAGAUCUAUUUGACAUUGUGCCUGAAUUAACAGAGAAGCUCCAAGAAAUGCAAAGCUAG